This is a messenger RNA of Mauremys reevesii (Reeves's turtle), 822 nucleotides long. RefSeq names its product sialoadhesin-like. NCBI's taxonomy places the organism in Eukaryota, Metazoa, Chordata, Testudines, Geoemydidae. The record is from RefSeq and is a predicted model, not a curated record. The coding region runs from base 16 to 822 and encodes 268 amino acids. The transcript has 6 exons.
CUGUGCUGGACAGAGAUGGCCUGGGUGCUGGUCGCUGCCUUCUGCCUUCUGAGCGGUGCCUGCGCCCAGGAGUGGUGUGUGACACUCGCACCAGGGCCCCUUGCUGGAUGGGUCGGCUCCUGCGUGACCAUCCCCUGCUCCUUCACCUACCCCGCAGGGUGGACGGUCAGUGCCGUGAACUGGACACGGGACGGGAAUCAAACCGUGUAUCACUCGGAUGAAGCUCGUGUCCGCGCUGCCUUCAAGGGGCGCGUCCACUACCUGGGGAACAAGCAGCACAACUGCUCCCUGCGGGUGGCGGGGCUGCGCCCCAGCGAUCAGGGCACCUACCGCUUCCGGUUCGAAGUAGUGGGCGAUGGCAGCAGCCGUAACGCAUGGACGGGUCAGCCAGGACAGCAGCUCAAUGUCUCCGCCCAUCCGUGCCAGCCCUCCCUGGAGAGCCGACUGAAACCGGGACCCUCCCUCACCUGCUCCGUGGGGGCCAACUGCUCCCAUCACCCCUCCUGGUACGACCGAGAUGGCGCGCGGCCGAGCCCAGAGCAAACCCCGGGCGGGGCUGGGGUGACCGAGCUGCAAAUAUCCCCGUCCCAGCUGGACCCCGGCGCGGCGCUGAGAUGCCAGGUGGAUGGAUACAGGGAUGAGUGUGACUCUGCCCAAUCCCAGCCCCUGGGGACAGUCCCCGGGACACCCACAUACAUCAUAGGGCUUACUGUUGUGCUUGUCCUGUUACUGCUGGUGGGGCUGGUCGGCGUCACAGCUUGGAGUAAGAUGCGGCGCAAACGCCAGGGAAUGAGCAGCACUGCGCACCAGCCCCCCAGGUAA